This is a messenger RNA of Paramecium tetraurelia, 4314 nucleotides long. RefSeq lists its product as uncharacterized. The transcript has 3 exons. The record is from RefSeq and is a predicted model, not a curated record. NCBI's taxonomy places the organism in Eukaryota, Ciliophora, Oligohymenophorea, Peniculida, Parameciidae. Gene Ontology annotation, molecular function: zinc ion binding.
AUGAAUCUGUAAAAUGUGGAAUUCAAAUAAAUAAAUUUCUACAAAAUAAUGAUGUCAAUUUUGGAUGUCGAAUAACUAUGCUCAAAUCAAACUCAGCCUAUUGAACCCGAAUAAAUUUUUAUAAAAUAUAUAUCUGAUAGGCCUGAUCAUCUGAAUUUUUGGAAAAUAGCCAUAAAGAUUGAAAAGAAUGUUUGCAAUCAAGUAAUCUCUUAAGGAUAAUUGGCAUUCAAAUGUUCUACGUGUUUUGGUGGUACUCCACAUUUAUUUUGUUCUUAAUGUUUUAAUAUUGAAAGACAUAAAAAUCAUAACUGUUACUAUACUGCAAUCACAGGUAACUGUAGCUGUGGAAGUUUUGCACCUGAAUAGAAUUGCGAGGUUCAUUAAACAUUAAAAGAAUAGAACUUAAACUAAUUUGAAGUGAUACCAGCUGAUUUAGCAGAAAAGAUUGAGUAAUUCAUUAUGACUACAAGUUCAGUUUAUAACUAAGUCAUGAAACAAAUAGAAAUGUAAUGGCAUAAUUAUAGACAGGCAAUCAUGUAAUUGUAUCAUUUGUGUCAAAAGUUUAAAAUCAGUUAAAUCUAAUAAACUAUAGACUAAAGGAUAAAUUAUAAAGACUAUUACAAUUUAUUAGUCAAAAGUUAAUGCCUUCAUUAAACCAUAUUUAAUAUUAUUGAUUGGUUGACCAAAGACAGAGAAGUAUUUCAAAAUCUGAUUGCCAAUAUAUUCCAAAACCAAUUACCAAAUUGCACCUAUUCUUUAUAUGAAAGUCUCAUAAGACAUUAAACAUUAUAAGAAGCAGCAUCACCAGAGUUACCAUUCUUUAUUGGAAAUAUAAUAGAAAGGUUGGCCUCAAAUUCUAAUUUCUUUGAAUUUAUAUGCAAAGUUAAUCUCAAAGUAUUUUCAAGCCUAUUUUUACUUGCUAAAAAUGCAUCAACAAAGACUGCUGAUACUAUUUUUGAUUACGUUGAUUUGUUAAAUGAAUAGUAGAAUAAUAUUGAUCCUUAGUAUGCUAACAAGAAUAAGAAAAAAAUAGAGGAGGUAAAUAAAAACGUUGAAACAUAUUUGCAAGAAUUACAACAAGAUAAUUUUACAUCUUACAGUUACAUUCCGUGUGAGCUUAUUACAUGGUUUAGGUAAUCUACUAAUGAAAUCGCAAUGAAGGCUCUAGUAGAUAAUUUAGAUUAAAUUCAAGUCUUUGAUCUUUUGGAAGACGUCUACAGUUAACUCCAUGUUCCAUUAGGAGAAAUGUAAUGUUAUCCUUGGGAAGUAAUUAAAUUCUUUGGACCAAAAUUUAGAAGCCCCCAGUUUGACCAGUUUAAUAUGAUUUCAUUGAAAAAUGCUUUAGGAACUGAUUAUGAUAAAUUUAAAACUCAGAAUGCUGAUUUGAAUCUGAUCAAAAAUUUUGACUAUGGAAAAUGUUUAUUAACUAAACUCAUUAAUUGCUUAGGCAAGGCUUCACUAUCAAAUUUACCAAAUAAACCUUUUGAUUAUAAAUUCUCAAUGAAUGAAGAUGUUGAUUUAAAAUAUUACAUACACUUUGAGGGAGAAUUCAUUAAAGAAAUAGAAAAUGCAAUUAUUAGCUUGUUUUGUGAUUCUGAAAGUACUCCAUAACUGGAAAUGAACUUCAUUUCAGUAAUCCUCGUCUAAAUCUAUCAGUUAAUUAAAAAUAAAAGAAAUUUUGGAGUAAAACUAGAGACUCUCCUGGCCUAAAAAUUCUCUCAAUACAUAGAUUAAGAAGAAGAUUCUUCAAUCAAAUUGGCAAAAGCUAGAAAAAUGUAUUGUUAUUUCAUUAAAAAUGCCUCCAUUUUAGAUAAAUUGUUUAUCAAAAUUCUAAGUUUGCAUUUGUCUCUUAAAGAAUACUCAGAACCUCAACAAUUUCUAGAUUUCCUAUAGUCAAUUUUAGAUGAUUCAAUAUAAGUAAUUAAAUAGAAUUUUUAAUAAAUUUUAUAAAGAUGCAUCUAGAAAUUUACUACUGUUUGGACAAUGAUUGAUGAUAAUGUAGAUUAAAUGUAUUACGGUUUAAAAGAAAACAAUUUGAGAUCAAAACUAGAGUCGUUAGAUACUGCUUUUGGAAAACUAUAUAUAUAUUUAUUUGGUGAAGAAGGCAUGCUAGAUGUCUAUAAGGCUAUAAACAAUAUGCUCCUUCCAGAUAUUACGAUGCAGUGCUCCAUCACCUAUUUAUAUCUACUGAGGAUGAUUGCAUCAGAUCUUGAUAUUUAUAACUCAUCCAUAUUUUACUUUUCUAAAUAAGAAUGCCUCCCUACGAUUCUUCAUCAAGCACUCUAAAGAAUACUUCAAAUUAUUAUGAACGUAGAAGGAUAGACCACGUUCUAAACACUACAAUAAAGAUUUGAAGAAUUUGGAAUUACCUUCCCAAGAAAAAAGAGUUUUGUUUUUAACUUCUUAGAAUUAGAUGAAAACACUAAAUUACUUAAGCUGAAAAGCGAAUAUCCUCCUCUCUAUGAUCCAAUUAUUUUUGCUUCAAAUUCAGAAUUAAAGAAAAUAGUUCUGAAAACUUUACAAUAAAAAGGCACCGAAAAUAAGACUCUGCUCUUUGGAAAUGGAUUGUAUUCGAACAUAAAAUAAUAUGAUUAAGAAAAUUAGUAUUUAAUCUAAAAGAAAAUACUCAAUUAUUUAUCCUCCAAAUAGAAUCUUAUAGAUAAUCUAUAAUUUUUAUCGAAAUACAAUAACAGUGAAGACGAAACUGCAAUUUUUAUAUAAAAUUUAUUGUUAGCAGCCUCAUAUUUUAGAAUUGAAGAACUAAAAAGCAAUAAAAUACUUAUUCUUUAGCUCUUACACAAAUUACAUCAAGAUUCAAAGUCCGAAAACAAUAAAUUAUAGUAUGCCUUGUUAAUUGAGCAAUCCAAAAAACUCUCAUUUUUACAAGACGAUCUGUUAUUUACAAAAAUCUAAGCUAAACCGGACCAAUCUUAAAUGUAAUAAAAUACAGUUAUAAACUCAAUCUAACAAAGUAAUUAAUAGUAAUGUGAUGGCUGCAAACUCUAAUUAUAAGAUAAAUUUUGUAUUCCACUAUUAUUGUUCAAGAAGAGCAAUAAUAAACAUUUGUCUAUGCCUGAGACAUUGAUCUCGUAACUGAAUAACCAGGAUCAUAAUUUACUUCAAAUAAGUGUAAAUGGAUGUUCACACUAUUACCAUCCAAAUUGUAUAAUGCUAAACCAACAAUAAUAAUUUUACAACUAACUUCCUGGAUGGUAUAAACAGGUCUGUAGAUUGUGUAAUCAUCCAUUCAAUAUACAAAUGCCAUCGCAUAAAGUAAUCUCCUAAUUAGAAGUUCAAUUUUUUAAUAAGGCUCUUCUAGAUAGUGUCAAUGAAAAUGGAUUAUGGGAGUAUUUAGUAAAAUCAAAUUAAAACCAACAUCAAAACAUCAUUAUCGAAAUUUACAUUUAAAUCAUAAUUGAUUUGUUAUAAUAAUUAUUUAUUGACACCAAAAGAUUCAGAGAUCUAAACAGAACAAUUGUGUUAAAUUAGGUUAUUUAUUUAUUGGAACAAACUAUAAUGAUAUAUUAAUCAUCACUUUUUAAAAUACAACCUAAAGCCUAUAAAUUUAAUGCAGGUAUAUCGAUAAUCUUUGAUAUCCUCAAUUCCAUCAAUAAUAAUAUCAUUAUUACUUAAAAUAAAUUACAAUUAAAAAAAGAGAUACUAUCAGUGGCACUUAACUAAAAAUAUGAUUAAUACAGAUAAACCUUAUUGGAUAUAUUUGGUAUCUCUACCUAAGAAGUCUAAGAGUUUUAGGAUCCAAAUAAAAUUUAGAUUGAGGAAUCAGAUCCUCUCAUAGAAUAUUAUUAAAAAAUCUAUGAAAAAUUUUAAGAAAGGCUCAAUACUUAAUUAGGCGAGAAUUUUGCUGAGUUCCAUAAGAAGUAUUUUACUAAGGGAUGUGAAUUAUGCAAAUAUCACAAUGCAUAAUUUGAAAAUAAUUAGGAUAUUCUUGUAUGUGUAAUUUGUGAAAAAGUGUUUUGUAUGAAAUAAUGCAUAAGAUCUAAAUUCGGAAAUUUGAACCAACAUGCAAUUUAAGAACACUCUGGAGGAUCCUUUUUUAUAAGUCUAAUCACUGGGUAGAUUACUUUAAUCCAGCAUCCUAUAUCAUUGCAUUCUGCUUUUGAUUUAUUUUAUUUUGAUAACUUUGGAGUAGAGAAAAUAAAUUCAGUGGCAGUUGAGAAGUGGUCAAAGUUCGAGACAAAUCAACAGGUUCUCAAGAAGAUUGUUGAGUUAAUUAUCUAUAGCUAAUAUGGGAUUACGAUAAGUAAUAAAAAAUUAGAGAACAGCUAAGGUAUAACAACAGAUGGAAGAUUAUGA